GGCUUAUACAUUGUGCUUCCACUCCUGUAUAUAGUCUCCAUGGCCAGAAUAGUAAACAGAACAAAAUGAAGACUGCAGAAGGAUCUGUAAUUGUCAGGAGGACAAGAUCUGGAACAUCGGCAAAAGAUUUUUAUAGAUGGCCAGAUGAGCCUUUUGAAGAAAUGGAUAGUACAUUAGCUGUUCAACAAUAUAUUCAACAAACUAUUAGAACUGAUUCAUCAAAUAUUGAUUUCAUUCUUACAAUGCCAGAAUCACAAGAUGAAGGAGUAUGGAAAUAUGAACAUCUCAGACAAUUUUGUAUGGAAUUGAAUGGUUUAGCAGUAAGAUUGCAAAAUGAAUGUCAUCCAGAAACAUGCACACAAAUGACAGCUACUGAACAAUGGAUUUUUUUAUGUGCAGCACAUAAAACACCAAAAGAAUGCCCUGCAAUUGAUUAUACGAGACAUACAUUAGAUGGUGCAGCUUGUUUAUUGAACAGUAACAAAUAUUUCCCAAGCAGAGUUUUUAUUAAGGAUUCAUCAGUUGCUAAACUUGGAUCAGUAUGUCGCAGGGUUUAUAGAAUAUUUUCACAUGCUUACUUCCAUCAUAAAAUGAUAUUUGACGAUUUCGAGAAUGAGACUUCAUUGUGUCGUCGUUUUACAGCGUUUGUAACAAAAUAUAAUCUGAUGUCAAAAGAUAAUCUAAUAGUACCGAUUUCAGACGGUGAAGGAAUUAUUGAUAAUGAAGCAUAACGUCCUUAUAUGAAUCGAAUGUUUCAAACAAUGCUAAUAAUAUUAGUUCGUUAUUUAUCUAAAAUCCACUAAAAUUAUUUGUUUUAUUUGGCCAAUAAAAACUUCUUAAAAUAUAUCAAAUUUUACAUACACACACGCACGUACGCGCACACAUCAGUUUUCAUGUCACCCUAUCAUUUCAUUUUAUAACACUUUGAAGACGUAUAAUA
This is a messenger RNA of Phymastichus coffea, 940 nucleotides long. RefSeq names its product MOB kinase activator-like 4 (gene Mob4). The coding region runs from base 66 to 731 and encodes 221 amino acids. NCBI's taxonomy places the organism in Eukaryota, Metazoa, Arthropoda, Insecta, Hymenoptera, Eulophidae. Gene Ontology annotation, cellular component: cytoplasm. The transcript is spliced from 4 exons. The record is from RefSeq and is a predicted model, not a curated record.